This is a messenger RNA of Caenorhabditis remanei, 720 nucleotides long. RefSeq lists its product as uncharacterized. Gene Ontology annotation, biological process: chloride transport. The transcript is spliced from 4 exons. The record is from RefSeq and is a predicted model, not a curated record. Lineage: Eukaryota; Metazoa; Nematoda; Chromadorea; Rhabditida; Rhabditidae. Gene Ontology annotation, cellular component: cytoplasm; apical plasma membrane. Gene Ontology annotation, molecular function: chloride channel activity. Bases 1 to 720 code for a protein of 239 amino acids.
AUGACGAAAUUCUCGCUAUGGCUGGCCGCUGGCACCAACAACGUUCUUCCCGCUGGCGAUCCUUAUGCUCACCACCUCUUCAUGCGCUGUCUAUUCCAUGCGAAACACGACGAUACCAUCAAAUUUGAUGUGAAGACCACGAAAAUCACCAAGACAAGCGAUGAGUUCAAGGCGACCGGUCUGCGACGAGUGCCUGGAAUUUUCGUUGUCGAGGAGAGCGGAGAGACGCAGACAUUCGAGACAGAGGACGAGAUUUUGGACUUUUUGGAAUAUUUGAAACCGUCGAGAGGCGACGAUGAGGAGGCGGAGAAUGCGACGUGCGAUUUGUUCAGACAGUUUGCACGUUUUGUGAAGGAUGUGGAGCAUUCGGAUACGGCACUCAACACGGAAUUGCUCCGCCUUGACAAGUACCUAUCGGAGCACGGUACCAGAUUUUUGCUAUCUGAUGAUAUUGCUCACUUGGAUUGCCUUGUUUUGACAAAACUUCACUCGAUUCGGAUUGCAGCAAGGCACCUAAAAAACUAUGAAAUCCCAUCCGAACUGUCCCAUGUCUUGGAUUAUUUGAAAGCUGGUUACGAUACUGAAAUGUUCCGCCUAUCUUGCCCAUCUGACCAGGAAAUUAUCAUUCAUUGGACCGAAUUGAAGGAUACACCCAAUUUGAGUGCGAAAGACCGGGCGAAAUUGGUCCGCGAUGAGCCGGUUUAUAGUUUUACGAUUUGA